AUAUUGUUUAUACAUAGCAAGAGUCGUCAAAAAAUGUUCCAAGAAUAAAGUUGUUUGAAAUAACGCUGUUUUUAUUAUAGCAGGCUAGUAAUUUCAUUAUUGUAUUCAUUCAGUUAGUGUAGAAUAAAAGUUUUGCGCAAUAUAAAAUUAAAGAAAAAAAAAUCUUAUUCUUACAAAAGUUUGAUGAAACAAAUCAAGUUUGUAUUUAUCUUUUACUUUGUUCAAAUGUAGAAAGAGUUGGUCUAUGUACUAAUAUUAUAGAAAAAGAAAAAUACUUAACAAAAAUGGCAUUCCAAGGGCCAAACAGUGAUAAGGAUUGGAAAGAAGCAGCUAAAGAGGUUCUGAAGACUUAUUAUCAGCUGUUUUUUGGAACUCAGUGGCACAAGUUUGACAAAUCUACGGACAAUGAUAUUGUAAGGGCAAAGAUUUGCUAUGUCAUGCAUGGUCAACCAACUAAUUACGCUGAAAAAAUUGAGAUGGCUUACACGGACAAGCAGAGAAAGGAUGCACAGAGAAUAUUAGAUGCAAUAUAUAAGGUCCACAAGGAAUCAAAAUCCACUGAAAUACUUAUUGGGUUCAUCUUUAUAUACUGCAAGGACGACAAAAAACAAUAUACUCUUCCUCUGUUUUCGGUAUUUGUCGGCAAGGAUAAAGAUGGUCGAGAUUUGAGAAAUUUUGUGGAUCCCGACGGCCGGACUUACAAAAACUGGGACGACUGGAAGUCUAGCAACCGUCUCCCUGAGCUUGAGUACUGCUAUCCUACACGAGGUUUCUUUACAUGCAGUGGAGGUAAUGAUUAUACAUUUGAUUAUGACUGUGAUCCUGAUGUGGAGUUUGGAGUUUCACCAGCAAGUCUUAUUUCAUCAAAGAUAAUUGGCAGUACAGACACUAUCACAGCAAUAACAUCUAUUGCAUCUGGUAUAGUGGGAAUAGCUUCUCUCUUCACCCCACUGGCGCCUGCUGUGAUUAUAACUGCUGCCGUAACAGGCGCUACUUCUGCUGGUUAUGGUGCUGUUAGAGGAGCCACUCGACUGUUUGACAAAGACACGCAUGGAGAAAGUCUUGCUGAUUUUGAAAGUAUGACGCUUUGGUUGGGGAUCGCUGCGGCACCGCUGAGUUUCACUUCUUCUUUAAUUAACACUAGGUUAAUAUUUGGGGCCAAACAAUGUCCUAUUUUUAGUAGAUCGAUGAGGUCGUUUGCUACUUUCUUGAACUUGACAACAUCCAGUGUGUGCAGUGCCAUGCUUGGAAUGGGACUUGAAAACUUAAUUGACAAAGCGUCGAAAGACAAGCUCACUCCGCUGGAAGUUAUGCAGUUUUCCAUCAGAGUGUUCUUCUUCUCCAACACUUUGAUGCAGCCGGAGGUGGCCAUGAGCAUCAUACACCAAGCUACGGAGAUGCAUUUGAACAAAUACAUGGACGAUUUGUCUGAUGAGGCAACCAAAGAAAUAAUGUAUAACUUCAUGGACAGAAAUCGUGGAGACGAAGGCAUCAAAGACACGUCAAAUAUCAUUCGAACUGUUCACAGAAUGGAUUCGAACACAUUUUUCAAAUCCGUGAAUCCAAAUGACAAAAUCGACAUAGGAGGAAGUAAAGGGCGUACGUCUGACGCUGAGGGCAAUGUUAGCAACAUAAACCCUAACAGGACGGAACUGGAAGAAAGACCUACACUACUGAUGGAAAUCGCUUUGGAGUUAUUACGGUCAGACCAAAAGGUGCACAAAUAAGCACCAUGUUUCAGAAACCUGAGUGUCAUUCGGAAUAUGUCAAUAAGCUUCUCAAUUAUUUUAAGGACUCUGCGGGCCCGAUCGAACCAAACAGGGAUGCUGCUAAUCGACUUGCAAGAUUUAUGGGUUUCAGGGAUUUUCAAGUGUACCUAAUUGAUAAUGAAAAAAAAUUAAAGUACAUGAGACGACCACCCUAGAUCCAAUAGUUCAUGAAGAAAUUGUCCAUCAUCUUAACAUGAUUUCUAUUUAGAUCAAACUCAACUAUUUAGAUCAAGCUUAUAAUAUGGAAGGAAAACUGAUUUAUCAAAACUGUUACAUAGCUCUUUUUUUUUUUCGCAAAGAACUCUUGAUUCUAAGCCCGAAGAUACUAAGAUUUUACAUAUAAGUCAAAUAUUUUAAAGUUAACUCAUUUAUUGAAAAAUGGAUUCCUCAAUUUUUUUUUCGAUCUUAAGUAAUAUUUAAUAAAAUAAGACUAUAAAACUCUCAGAGAUAAAAGUUAUUAGUUUGAAGAAGUGUAGGUGGAAUAAAAAAAAAUAGAAAAUGUGUUUGAAAUCUAAAUAGAAGAUCUACACAGAUAACAGUGCCAUUAUGAUUCAAUGUUCUUCCAGAUCUAGAUUAGAUUUUGCUUAUAUAUCUAUCUAGAUCUACGCCUGAUGUGUUGGCCUGCAUGGACUUUUAGCUAUUCUAUAUCUAGAUCUACUCCUGAUGUGUUGGCCUGCUUGGACUUUUAGCUAUUCUAUAUCUAGAUCUACUCCUGAUGUGUUGGCCUGCUUGGACUUUUAGCUAUUCUAUAUCUGGAUCUACGCCUGAUGUGUUGGCCUGCAUGGACUUUUAGCUAUUCUAUAUCUAGAUCUACUCCUGAUGUGUUGGCCUGCUUGGACUUUUAGCUAUUCUAUAUCUGGAUCUACUCCUGAUGUGUUGGCCUGCUUGGACUUUUAGCUAUUCUAUAUCUAGAUCUACUCCUGAUGUGUUGGCCUGCUUGGACUUUUAGCUAUUCUAUAUCUAGAUCUACUCCUGAUGUGUUGGCCUGCUUGGACUUUUAGCUAUUCUAUAUCUAGAUCUACUCCUGAUGUGUUGGCCUGCUUGGACUUUUAGCUAUUCUAUAUCUGGAUCUACUCCUGAUGUGUUGGCCUGCUUGGACUUUUAGCUAUUCUAUAUCUAGACUAAAAGAUAUAGGUCUUUGGCCAAAAUGUUAUAAUUGUCUUCCUAUUUAUUACAAUUAAAAUUAUUUAUUCAACAUAUUGGCACACAAUUUUUAUCAUAUUUAUAUCCUCCUCUCGUAUUAGUAUUAACAUCUUUUACUUUAUACUUUUUUAAAUUGGAUUUUGUUUGAACACAGGACCCCUUAAAACCAAAAAAUAUUUCUAUUAUAAUUCCAUUUAAAAAAUAAGGUCUGAAUUAGACUUAAUGAGCCUCUUACCUUCUUGAGCUGUGGGAAUUUUUAAACGUCAAAUACUAUGAAUCAGUGUUAUUGAAUACCCAAAGGAUUAUAUUGAUAAACUAACAAGAUAAACUAACAAAAAAAAAAACAAGAUAAACUAACAAGAAAACAUUAUUAAUUAAAAUGAAUUUGAUUGAUAAUGAAAGUAUGAUUGUGUAUACAGGAUAUGAUCAAGUAGGCUAUAGGGAGCUUUUUUUUUUUUUGGCUAUGCUUUUCUUUUGAGAAACCAAGGUAUGUUAGGUCAUAGUUGAUACAAAUAUAAGUCAUGUGAUAAUUCAAGGUUUUUCAUUUUAUCAAGGAAUGUGAAACAGUUAAAGAGGUGGGUUUUUUUUAUAGGGGCAUACACUUGACAGUCUAAAUAGGACUAAAUAGAGCCCAGAUCAACAUAUUUAAAAUAUACUUAUAAAACGAGUUCUAGUCUAGAUAUAGUAUAUUAUAUAUCAAGAUUCUAGAUCUAGAUCUUGACUUAGAUAUAGACUUAGAUCUAAAUCUAGAUUGACUAGAUCAAGACUUAGAGACUUAGAUCUAUUUCUAGACUUAGAUCUUGAAUCUAGAUUUAUAUCUAAAACUUGUAUGACAAAUGACAAUGGAGAUUUAAUUUUUAUUUGCUAUGGGAAAGUCGUUAAGACUUGAAUUGUUGUCAUUUGUAUACAAUUGUAGUUUAAAGUAGGUCAAGAAUUAUUUUCUUUCGUGUUGCCAAUUUAUCUAAUUUUGUUAGAAGAAGAAUAUUUUUUUUUUUAGUUUUUCUUUAUUACAAUGUAACAUGUUAUUUAUUUUGAAUGUAUGGAUAAGGUUAAUAAUUAUUAUUUUUAAAAAUAUAAGUGUACGCUUAAUGAAUAUAUGGAGAUGCUGUGGCUGAGGGGUGAAGCACUUGGAACUGGAAGUCCCGUGUUCCAAUCCUGGUGAAGACUCUAGGUGGACCAAUUCAGGGGCCGAUUUUGAGUUUGUGUUUCACACAAACUGUCUUUGUAACCUUGUUUUGAAUUAGAUUUUGUAUAAUAAUCGUAUAAUUUUGUUAUUACUAAAUUUAUAUCUUAUUUCAAUCUUUGUAAAGUUACAAUCAUUUUUGUUUAAAAAGAAGUUUAAUUUUUUUUUAAUUCUAUUCAGAGAGUAAAAUUAUAUUAAGCGUA
Biomphalaria glabrata is the source of this 4298-nucleotide messenger RNA. RefSeq lists its product as uncharacterized. The coding region runs from base 285 to 1727 and encodes 480 amino acids. NCBI's taxonomy places the organism in Eukaryota, Metazoa, Mollusca, Gastropoda, Planorbidae. The record is from RefSeq and is a predicted model, not a curated record. The transcript is spliced from 6 exons.